Paramecium sonneborni is the source of this 2812-nucleotide messenger RNA. The record is from the annotation of a GenBank genome assembly. Lineage: Eukaryota; Ciliophora; Oligohymenophorea; Peniculida; Parameciidae.
GAUAUGCUUUGCAAAUGUAAUGAUCUACUCAUAUUAUCAUUUUAGUCUUACGUAAGAUAGACAUGUUUGGCCAACCAGUCUCCCUUAAAUUUAAUGGCCAUUCUAAGCAUUAGACUGAAGUAGGAGGCUUAGCUUCUAUUGCUACUAUAACAGUAGUAUUUCUCUUUUUCUCGUCAAACAUAAUCAGCUUUAUUAACAAAGGCGAAUUAUCAGCUAUAGUAGUGAAUAAUUUCGAAGAAAUUCCUUAAUUUAUAUCACUCUCUGGGGAAAGGACACUUGCAGUUGGCUUUAAUAAUAUUUCUUAGUCUACCUAUUUUAAUGUUACUUUACAAUAAAUGUAUUAUGCUUUUAAAUAUUAACUGAAGAACAAUUGAAAAUUAAAUCAUUACGAAUAAAACAUUAAUAACAAUUGGAAAAUGCAGACCUGAACAAUUUUAAAUAGCAAGUGCCGAUUCUCUUUAAACUUAUUAGACUGAUCACUUUUUAUGUUUGGAGUACAUAUUUAAGUAAUAAAAAUAGAUAAAAUUAAUAUUUGUACUUCGGAUAAAAUGAUUCUAGUAAAAUUUAUUUUAUAUAUUUUUAGAAAAAUAUGAAGUUCAUUUAAUUAUAUCAAAAUGUUAAAAUAAUUAAUCAUCUUGCAUCCCAGAUUAAAACUUAGAAGAUUAAAUAUUUAAUGUGUAAUUAAUAUUUCAGAAUUAAGUAUAAUUAAUAUAAUGAUAAGGUUGUAAAUCCUAUGGAAGUAUCGGAACAAUAUAUACAAACCUUUUUAGAUGAUACUUAUUCAAUUAAAUUUGUACCAAAUACAUUUUCGAAAGAACAAGAACUUCUUAUUACUUAAUAUGAUUUAAAUAAUGAUGAGAGUAUAAUUUAUGAAAAUGUUCAUCAGAGUCAGGCUUAUGCAGUAGAUUCUAGAGACUCUAAAUAAGUAGUUAAUAUUGAUAAUGAUGUUUAUGCAUCAUUCAUAUUCAAAAAAAACAAACUCAAAUAUACUGUCAAUCGAUCAUACCAAAAAAUUACUGAUCUUCUUGCUCGUUUAGGAGGUUUUUUAAAAAUUUCAUUCUUUAUUCUAGGAUUUGUGAUUUAGAUUUAUAAUCGAUUAUAAUGUAAAUUUAUAACAUGAUUAAUUAGUAUAUCUCAUUUUAGCAAAUAAAAUCUAUGAAUUUUCAUUUGAUACCAUAAAAUAAAGAGAAUAUUAGGAAUAAUAAUUUGAAGCUUUGAAUUCUGCAAUUUAAUGUAAAAUGUCAAAAACUAAUAUUUUAAACAUUAAUGAAGAAGGAAGUUAAUAGAAAUUGCCAAUUAGUCGUAUUCUAUAGAAAAAUAACUCAAUUAAAUCAAAAUAGAACUCAUUUUCUAUGUUACCCUUCUCAAGUUAAAACCUACCUUUAUUUAUUAAUGAUACAAAUAAAAAAUAAAUUGUAACUGAAGAGGAAUGUAUUAUUUCAGCAAAUUUAAUUGAUCAUCAUAUACAAUUGGCUAAAAAAUUUAAUUGUUCAUGUGGUUUGGAUUAUUUCCAAAAAUAAAUUACUAAAAUAAUAAAUAGAUCACAACCUCUAAAUUUAACAAUAAGAAUAUUCUUAAAUCAUUUAUUUUGUUCUAAAUUAUUCCGUUCGAAUAUCCAUGUAAAAUUAUAUAGAAAAUCUAUGAAAGAAAUAUCAAAUCAUUUGGAUGUCUAUUAUAUACUAUAGAAAUUGGAAGAAUUAAAUAAACUUAAGAGUAUUUUACUUAGUAAUUAAUAACUCUUAGUUUUUAAUUUUACUCCUAAAUAAAUGAUAGCUCCAGAUAAAAAUGAAUUAAAAUUUAACAGAAACUUCUUAGAAGAAAAAGCAAGAAUAAGACACACUACACUAUUAAGCGAACCUUAAAAUACUCCUACAAAAAUUCUUUAACCAAAGAAGAGAGCUAGUGAGGAAAAUGAGAAUAUCAUUUAUUAAAGGAUUUAUAAUGCAUAUGAUGAUAUAUUAAAAUAGUAUGAAGGUGAAAACCCAAAAUAAGAACAUGAUAUUAAUAAAUAAUUAAUUGAAAAACUAGGUGCUGAACUAAAGUCUAUCUUUAGAGCAUCAAAAAUUAUAGAUUUCUCUUAGCUUUAAUCAUCUAAAUAAUCGAGAAAAUCAAAUAGAAGACAUGCAUAAUUUGAUAAUGAAAUUUAAGUAACUAAAAUGAUGUAGUAGUUUUAUUAAUAAUGAAUUUUGAGUCUUAAAUAAAUUAAAAUAUUAAACAAUUUUUCAAUUAAUUCAGUUAAAUUAAUAUUUAUGGAAAAACAAUUACCAUAAUAUUUUUGGCACUUUUAACUAUUGAGUUUUUCAGAAUACAGAAUAUAAGGAAUAAUGGUUAGAAAAAUAAGAAUAAAUUACGAAUCGUCCUACUAAAAAACAUGUCGAAAAUGGAAAAGUUGAAUCUCUUGUUUAAUAUUGCACAAGGUGAUCUUACAAAGGGGACAUUUAAUAAAUUCAAUAAGCUAUAUUCAAUUAGUUUAAUGAAUGAAUAAAAGGAAUCGGUAUGCAAUAUCCUUUGGGAGAAUCCAAAGAAAGAUUAUUGCAGCUUUUAACAAGUAUAAAAUAUGGGUCCAUUGCUAUUUAAUAUUUUUGACAAAAAAAUUAGUGAAAUGAGUGAUUUUUGGAGAACUCAUAUAAUUCCAAGCAAAUUAAAAUAUGGGAUUUUGAGUUAUUUAGCUUUUAAUUUUAUUAUUCCUUAACUAUCAUCUUCUGGAGCUUUUGAGAUAUUUAUUAAUGAUUAGUUAAUACAUUCUAAAACCAAUAGUGGUUAAAUGCCAUCUAUAGAUACAUUAUUUAGAUUAUGAUAAAAUAAGAGAGGU